AUGGACUCUUCCUCCUCCAACAACAAUAAUGUCUGGCUCUUCUACCCGAAUCUCAUCGGGUACGGACGUAUUGUGCUCGCCAUUAUGGCGAUGUACUAUAUGUCAUCGUCGCCAUGCUGCGCGAUGAUUUGUUACGCAUUGAGCGCCGGGCUCGACGCCUUCGACGGGUGGGCGGCUCGCAAGUACAACCAGUCGAGCCGCUUCGGAGCGAUGCUCGAUCAGCUCACUGAUCGCUGCGGGACCCUGGCCCUCGUAAUGGCUCUCUGCAAGUUCUUCCCGGAUCACUUGUUCCUCCUCCAGCUCUCUGCAGUCAUCGACAUCGCUUCCCACUGGCUCCACCUCCACGCCACUGACCUCUCCGGUGCGAGUAGUCACAAGCAGAGCACCAAUUGGUUGCUCAACUUGUACUACACGGACCGGAUGUUCCUUGGGUUCAUGUGUGGAGGUAACGAGGCCUUCUACAUUCUGCUCUACAUCAGAGCAUUCUGGGCUGGACCUCUCAUCUUCGGCUCCUUCCACUUCAUGUCGAUCUUCCCGCUCAUCGCCUUCCCAAUUGCGUUCGUCAAGACGGCCAUCUCGGUGGUCCACCUCUACACUGCCGCCGAGAUGGUCGUCGCCCACGACGUCAAGCUGCGCGUCGAGGCCGCCCAGAAGGCUCAAUAA
Messenger RNA from Caenorhabditis remanei, 663 nucleotides. RefSeq lists its product as uncharacterized. Bases 1 to 663 code for a protein of 220 amino acids. NCBI's taxonomy places the organism in Eukaryota, Metazoa, Nematoda, Chromadorea, Rhabditida, Rhabditidae. The transcript is spliced from 4 exons. The record is from RefSeq and is a predicted model, not a curated record. Gene Ontology annotation, cellular component: Golgi apparatus; membrane. Gene Ontology annotation, biological process: phosphatidylinositol biosynthetic process. Gene Ontology annotation, molecular function: CDP-diacylglycerol-inositol 3-phosphatidyltransferase activity.